Molecule: messenger RNA, 1659 nt
Organism: Komagataella phaffii GS115
Lineage: Eukaryota; Fungi; Ascomycota; Pichiomycetes; Pichiales; Pichiaceae
Exons: 1
Coding region: 1-1659 (552 amino acids)
Biological process (GO): DNA-templated transcription; positive regulation of transcription by RNA polymerase II
Molecular function (GO): sequence-specific DNA binding; DNA-binding transcription factor activity, RNA polymerase II-specific; zinc ion binding
Source: RefSeq, a predicted model, not a curated record
AUGACGGAGUCAAUAGUCGCUAGCGUUCCGAAACCAUUCGGUGUAACCAAAUUUAGAGUGAAGAAUCGCUCGUCCUUGGAAGUUCCAAUCUAUGAUUCUUCGAUUGGAGAAUCCAAAAGGUAUUCCUGUGUCAAGUGUCGCAAGCUGAAGAAGAAAUGUUCCAGAGAGUUCCCAGAAUGUGCAACUUGCACAAUGUCUGGCACUUACUGUAGAUAUACUGAGAGGAAGAAACGCAGAACUCAGUCAAUGGCAUCGCCAAGCGUGAAAGCUUCCUCUCUCUCUCCCGCCACCUUCAGGCCUAGGGAGGAACCAAAUUAUGUGCUUAGUAGCACAGACAAAAAGUUGAAUAACACGUUCGGGCCAGAAGAGAAGGCUACGUCGCCUUAUCCCACUCGUAUUCACCUGCCCCCUAUAGAUACCCUCAAAUUCUCAAGUUCAUUGGAUGUACUCCAAUGUAAGUUGUUGUCCAAUUCUUUCAAUAUUUCCUCAAACGGAUCAAGCUACUCAAUUAUUCCUGUUCACUUGACUACAAAGUAUUUCGAAGCCUUCCAGAGCUUUCAGGAGCAGGCUGGCACCUUCAUUACUUGCGACGACAUCAAGUCAAGUGAAGCUAACUCUCAUUACACGCUGGCAAACGAUAAAAAUUUGGUUUGCAAGUUUAAUCUAGUUGUCGCCAUUGGAGCAACUUUCCUCUCUCACUCCCAACAUAACAUGCUUUCUUUUGAAGAACACAAAUUGGGCACAAGUGCCCGGGAAAAUGCCUUGGAGCUGAUUUCCAAGGAAAAUCUCAUAUCUAAAGAUACCCUACCAAUCACUGAGAUUCUAAUUCUAAUCACGUUGUAUACCUGCCUCGAGAGGGAUCCAUCACUGUCUUGGAAUUUGAUUGGAAUGACCACUAGGAAUUCUCUGUUGAUGAACCUAAACCGCAACUCUGGUGACUCUGAAUAUAGCCAGCGAUUAUUUUGGAGUUGUUACAAUCUUGAUAGACUGAUUUCAUUCUCCCUGAUUCAACCUGUUGCACUAGAGGAUGCUUACAUCAAUAUUCCAAUGAUAGACCACGAACAGUUCAUAAGAAUAACUUCACUGAGAGUCCUGGAAGGAAAGGUUUUGAAAAAGAUUCAUGGUCUUUCCAAGUCUGGUGGUUCUGAACUUGUCACAGAGCUCAGAGGAUUAGUUGAUCGGUAUGACGAAGUCAUCACCGAAUAUUCCAAAGAUCAACUGGCCUCCAGCAAUUCCAAAUUGUGGUUCCUUGCAGAAUACUACCAUCUAGUGUUGUUACUUUAUUAUCCCUCACAGCUAGACUCAACGCCUUCAAAGUUCCAAAUGGAGACUCUGGCUUCCGUCUGUUCCAAAUUUCUUCCCUGCAUCUACAACCUGCAAGUUACCAAAGUGCUCUUAUACAACUGGAUCAGUUUUUACAGAGUACUUAGUCUACUCUCUGCUCAUCUUUACUGUGUAGAUCACGGUGCUUCUCAGUUAUCGGAUAGCAGUAUUGCAAAGUAUUCGUCACUCCUUCAAGGCUACGUGAAAUCAUGGCCAUUUACCACGGACUUGAUUAAGAUCGUGGAAUCCCUACCUAAAAUGUUACCUAAUGAAGCCUUGACUUCCUACAAACAAUUGUUAAAGCAACAUUCUAUAAGAAUAAGCAACAUUCUGUAA